Messenger RNA from Cordyceps fumosorosea ARSEF 2679, 3657 nucleotides. RefSeq names its product histone-lysine N-methyltransferase. The record is from RefSeq and is a predicted model, not a curated record. Gene Ontology annotation, cellular component: Set1C/COMPASS complex. Bases 1 to 3657 code for a protein of 1218 amino acids. Lineage: Eukaryota; Fungi; Ascomycota; Sordariomycetes; Hypocreales; Cordycipitaceae. The transcript has 2 exons. Gene Ontology annotation, molecular function: protein binding; histone H3K4 methyltransferase activity.
AUGACACGCCCGCCACCAGGCGUGAGCUUCGCGCAAUUCUUUCCCAAUGCUCCCAAGGUCAGAGCCGAGGCGCAAGGCCGGAAUGAUCGUGAUAGAAUAAGGCAAACAACAGGCGAUGCCGAUUCAUCCACAUCCAGUCCCGCAACGCAAGAGAUCGGUUCGGACUCUCUCGCGCGGCCGCAAGUCAACGGUCGCGGCGCGAUGCCUACACACCAGGGCGAUGAAGACUCCUCGCUCGGUGAUAUGCCGAGCACCGUCGACUCUAACAGCUCACAUGCAAGCUCAUCCUCGUCAAUUUUCAGCACUGCUGCGGUCCGGCUAUCGACCUCUAGCAUCUCUCGUGCCUCUCAUCAACCCUCCAUCUCAUCGCCUCUUCAUCAUUCCAAUUCGACAGCAUCGCUUCUGCAAGGGUCGAUGGCUCCAAAUUCUGAGAAAUCUACAAAUGGAACUGGGUCAAUACAUCAUUCUACGCCUAGCAACAUGCUGGCUAUUGAGCGUGAGGUAGCACGAGAGCCUGGGCCUUCCGUGAAGGGUAGAAGGUGCAUAGCGGACCCAAUACUCGACCGCUUGCGCAACAAGAGCGUCAGUAAGACGGCGAAGCCUGUCUACAAGGAAUUCGGACUCGAUGAAGCGCCUCCACCCCAAGAUCCGCGCCUAGCGAAAGGCGGCCGUUUGGCGUAUAUCAAUACCGACUUCUAUCUACCACGAUCGCGCUUCUCCCAAGCUCUGGAAAAUUUGAAACCAUACCCAUAUGAUCCAAAGACGACUAUCGGGCCGGGCCCUCCAACACAAAUUGUCGUUACAAGAUAUAACCCGCUGAUUCCUUUCAACAAAGUAACAGCCAUCUUUGCUACAUUUGGCGACAUUGCCGAGAGUAGCAAUAAAAUGCACCCUGAAACUGGCAGCUACCUAGGCUUUGCUACGAUCCGUUACCGUGACUCCAAGCGAGCCGAUCGACCCCCAAUAACCGCCAUCGAGGCGGCGCGGCGAGCCGUGCAGGCAAGGGGGAUCAAAGUUGACUCUGAAAUGGUCAAGGUUGAAUAUGACCCCGAGGGGAGAAGAAGCCGUAAAAUGCUUGAGAGUCACCUACGCCGCGAACGAGAGAAACAGGAGAGGGAAAAAUCAACACAAGCUGCACUCGCCGCAAAAUCAUCCGCAGAUCAUAACACAUCCAUGGGCUCCUUUGCUCGACCACCGCCGACAGGCCCAAAAGGGCCGGUUAUCUCCCGACCUCCGCAGCCACCGGUGACACAAGUACCACCUCCUGCGCCUAUAACUCGCCCCCCGGUUGCCGUCGAAUCGAAGGACAUAUCUUCUCAGCUUACGGACGAACCUUAUAUCUUCAUUGAUUCUCAAAGUGUUCCAUUACUCACGAGCAUUUUACCACACAUGAAAAAGCGUUUAAAGAACUACGCAUUCGAAGACAUUCGGAUUGACAAGACUGGCUAUUACGUUAUUUUCAAGAAUUCCUUCACUGGGAAGAUGGAGGCCGAGCGUUGUUUUCGAGCUGUUAAUCACACGGAGUUCUUCACUUACAACAUGUCUAUGCAACUAUGCUUACCGAGAACGAAAGCCCCAACGCCUGUGGAUCGCAAAAGGAGCCCGAGCCCUGAGCGCAACAGCCGCCGGGUGCAAGAGCUCAAAGCCGAAGAAGAUGCCGUCCGACGUCGACGAGAGAACGAAGCCGACAUUGAAGAAGAGAGGAAACAGAGAGCUAAGAACUUUGAUCCUGUCAUGGAGGCCGUCCAGGUUGUGCAGCGAGAGAUGAUGGAACAUUUGAUUCGAAACAUCCGAACGCAAGUUGCUGCUCCCUCACUUUCUGACUUCCUCAAUCCAGCCAAUCAUGCCGCGAAGCGCCGUCAGCUCAACAUUGACGUGACUGAAGAGGAAGAUGAUGCCGCUAUGACAGAUGCGUUCGAUACCUCGAGAAUGGGAACCCCGAACUCGCGUGCAGACCCUAUUGAGCGGAGAACUGGACGAUUUGAAGUCAAGUCAUUGCCCAAGAUUCGCAAAUCCAAGGGCAAAGGUACCGCGCAUCGCAGCACUUUUGUUGAUCCAUUCUCGCGGAAGCGAGCCUCUGUUUCCCGGCCAGCGUUUCGAUCCUUGCACCACCGCCUCAAAAGCUUCGACAGCGACUUUGAGUCAGAUGAUGAUACUGAUGCAAAGACUCUCGCGGCAGCCGAAGCUGAGGGGAGCGUUUCCCGCCCACAGAGCCGCAUGAGCACGGAUGAAGACAUUUGGGCUCCUGGUGAGGACGAUUCUAUGACGGAAGCCAGCCUGGCAGUUGUCGAGAAAUCUUUUUCCAAGAAGCGGAAGCUUGUGUCAGCUGCCGACAUCGUAUCGAAACGCCAAAAGAAGCUAGAGGAGGACUCAUUAGAGGCCAAAUUCGAAGAUGCCAAGAUGGAUCUAUCUGAAGACAUCGGCGCUGAAGCCGAUGUGGCUGAUGAUAAUGACAGCUGUCUUUCCAGAUCGCAAACGCCUCUUUCAAGUGUUCCCAAAGGCGCAAAGAAGAAACCCGGCAAGUCAGCCAUUGCAAAGCAGGCAUUGGAUGAGCAAGAGAAGUGGUCUCCGGAUGCAGAAGACGAAGAAACGCCCGAGGUUCAAACUCUGUCCAAAAAGGCUACUCCAGCGCCAACGGAACCACAGAAAUACGACGAGCGCCUGUUUUCGACAGAACCACUGUCAAAAGCGCUUCCCCUGCCGGAUGGUUUCAAGCCUGAUAUUUCGGCACUCGGUAUUUUACGUUUCGGUGCCAGGGACGCUCCUGAUCUCGCAAAGUUAGGAAGGAAGUUCCAUACUGCUGAAGUUGGGAACGCCGAUCUCUGGCUCUGGCAGAGACAGCGCAUCCGAGAACUUAAUGCCGGAGGGCCGACUGUCAACAAACCAGUAUUCAUCAGCGGGUACUAUGUUCCGAAUGCUACGGGCUGUGCACGAACAGAGGGCGUCAAGAAGAUUCUCAACUCGGAAAAGUCCAAGUAUCUGCCUCACCACAUCAAGGUCCAAAAAGUGCGGGAAGAGCGGGCGGCUCGCGUCAAGAAUGGCAAAGACUCUACCGCUAAUUCGGUUGAGGCCUCCAAGAUCGCCGCGGAGAAGCUCAUCGCCAAGGGCAACUCGAGAGCCAACCGAGCAACCAAUCGCCGAUACGUCGCGGACCUGAAUGACCAGAAGAAGACGCUUGGGCAAGACUCUGAUGUGUUCAAGUUCAACCAGCUUAAGAAACGGAAGAAGCCUGUCAAGUUUGCCAGGUCUGCUAUCCACAACUGGGGCCUGUACACCAUGGAAGACAUCCACAAGGAUGACAUGAUUAUCGAGUACGUGGGCGAAGAAGUGCGCCAGCAGAUCUCGGAGAUUCGAGAGAAUCGCUACCUCAAGAGCGGCAUCGGCAGCAGUUAUUUGUUCCGCAUCGACGAGAACACUGUCAUUGACGCGACCAAGAAGGGUGGCAUCGCACGCUUCAUCAACCACAGCUGUAUGCCGAACUGCACUGCCAAGAUUAUCAAAGUCGAGGGCAGCAAGCGUAUCGUCAUUUACGCACUUCGUGACAUUACAAUGAACGAAGAAUUGACAUACGAUUACAAGUUCGAGCGUGAAAUCGGCAGUCUGGAUCGGAUCCCGUGUCUGUGUGGCACUGCAGCAUGCAAGGGAUUCCUUAACUAG